Messenger RNA from Caretta caretta (loggerhead turtle), 5131 nucleotides. It is a transcript of the gene PANX3, whose product is annotated as pannexin 3. Gene Ontology annotation, biological process: cell-cell signaling; monoatomic cation transport; positive regulation of interleukin-1 production. Gene Ontology annotation, cellular component: plasma membrane. The record is from RefSeq and is a predicted model, not a curated record. Gene Ontology annotation, molecular function: wide pore channel activity. Lineage: Eukaryota; Metazoa; Chordata; Testudines; Cheloniidae.
ACCCUGCUGGGGGAUGACUGACUGACUGCUGGGCUGAGCUGGUGGGGCCAGUUUCCCCUCUAAGGCCCUGAGCUGGAGGUAUUGAUGGGCUGGGUGAGUGACCCAGGGAGAUGAGGGAAGUGCAAGGCUGGAAUCCUGCCUCACAAAUGAGGUGGGUUUCCCCAAGCUCAGCAAAUGUUGAAGGGAUCCUCUGGGGCCACGGGUGCGCUCGGUGACCCUGGUGUUCACCAAGUCUUGCAGCCUCUCCCCUCCUCUCAUUUAAUUCCAUCUGGGGCUGCAUUCUGGUGCUAGCCCCAUUCACGCUCUGUACUGCUGGCAGCAUGGCCAGGGCCCAUGGUGCAUGGAGUGGGGCAGCAUAGCCCUUCCCUACUGGCUGGAGAUCUGUGAAUUGCUCUGUCUGAGCUGCCGUUCUGGUGGGAAUGUGUAUUAAGACAGUUGGCCAUGGGGCAGGUCCCUGCCUGGGAUCCGAGUUCUUCACCGCCACAGGCAUUUGUAACAUGUUCAUUUGUAAACCACACAGUAUAAAUGCAGCCGCGGCUUUGCCUUGGCCAAGGGACUGCACAGAAUGCAUGCAGUUUUGUGCUGGAGCCUUCCCUCCCCACUGCCCACAGCACCCUUGGCAACGUAACUUGCAUUCCCGCUGAGAUUCCCUCAGCUCUGCAGCUUGCCUCCAGCCUUGUAGAAGCAGGUUUUCCUAGUGGCCCCCCAGGAACCCUGGGUGCUGUGCUGUGAGACCCGGUUCUUCGAUCGCACAACAGCAGAUUAAUUCUAAGGCAAACUGCCAAAUGCUAGAUCAACAUGAAACCCCCUCAGCUGAGCUCAGCAAGGGGCAGGGGAUGGUGAUUCUCCCCACGCAGCCCUGCCCUGUCUGUGUCACAACAAUUCUAGUGCUUGCUCUCCAUAAAAAGGGGUUAACACUUCUGGGGCGUGUGUUGUACAGUCAGACUAUGAUCUGUGACUCAGAAUCAAUGAAUCCUCCCCUCCAGCCCCAGCCCCGGCCCUGGCUACAGCAGAGGCCCUGGCCCAUUGUGCGGCAGAGACAGCUGAGCCCAUGUAAAGUGACCUUUGCCAAGUCUGAGAUGUCAGUGUGCAGGCCAGAUGGGAGAGUUCAUUAGCUCAUGCUGGCCUAGGGCUUUCCUCUGUACAGGUGUUUGAGUGGGGGCAUGGCUUCCUCACUGGGGGGCUCUUAUCUCUACAGUUUAUCCUGCCCCCAGCCCACACACACACUCCUUUGAUCCAGUGGGGCACAGGUUUGCUGACUAUGAGGACAAAGGGGGCAAAGCCCCAAGUCCUUGUUGAGGCGUGGCUGGGAGGCGGGAGGUUAAUUGGUGGUGCUCUAGGGUUUGAAGGGUCUCUGGUUUUGCAGGGUGGGAAGGGAUUGUGUUAAAUACUGGAUUGUCCAUGUGGCUGGAAUCUUAAGGGGAUCUCCAGGUGAGUCCCAUUUGGCUCACGGCUGGAGAGAGAGCACCUCACUGACCUCUCAUCCCGCUCUAUUCUUACAAUGCUUGUCCAUGGCCGUAGAGUGAGAUGCGCUGAUGUGCAGUAAGUAAAUCAAAGUGGGAUCUAAGCUUCCGGCCAGAGGGGCUUUAACAUGGUCCUGCCUCUGCUAAUUCAGUGGGGACCCCUGGCAAAGAGAUGAUGGACAGACAGCUGCAUAAUGAAGGGAUAGUCUCUUGGGACUCAUCCAGGCUAGACCCCCUCUCUCUUCCAGGGUUAGUCUGGCCUGAAAGGUGGUAUGGACCCAUCAGGAGAAGGCCUGUACCUGGCCCAGGCUCUGGAUGGGGAGAGGUGAGGAUGGCUGGGCAAGAUGCCGCUGCAGCCAGAGCGAGAGGCUAGAGUGGCCAAGCAACCAGAGAGGCCCACUAAGUGAGCCCAAGGGCACGAGCAUGGCAGCCUUUUACACUCAGAAGUGCCUCUGACAAGCCUGCAUGGGGGAGGUUCAGCAGGAUUUGGCCAGGGGGGAGAGGCAAAAUCCUGAGCAAGCAAGUCAAUUUAGGGAUAGCUACCAAUUUAGGGAGGGAUAGCUCAGUGGUUUGAGCAUUGGCCACCUAAACCCAGGGUUGUGAGUUCAGUCCUUGAGGGGGCCAUUUAGAGAUCAGGGCAAAAAUUGGGGAUUGGUCCUGCUUUGAGCAGGGGGUUGGACUAGAUGACCUCUUGAGGUCCCUUCCAACCCUGAUAUUCUAUGAUCAAGGGGUGGCUGUUUAGGGGUGGAGGUCUUCACAGGAUGAGGGUGGGGAGCCAGGGAUCUGCCACUGAGCUUAACUAGGAAGAGUGCUGGGCCCCCUGAGCAGCGGGAACGGGCAGUGGGAUUUCUAAUGUGGCUGUCGUCCCUGAAAGAGUACAACUUCCCAUGCAACAAGCAGGAGAAAAUGGUGUGCAAGAGACCCCCCUGGGACCUCUAGAGGCACAGGCCAAAGGCUCGAGAAGAGGGUGGACCUGGAGGGUCCAUCGGCAGGCACACCAAGGCCGAGAUUUUUAAACAUCUUUAAAAAUCUGUGAGAGUGAGGUACCUAGAUACCUUUGAAAAUCUGCCCUUGCCUGCUCCUCUCUGCCCGCCCUGAGGGGCCAUCAGCUCUUGUGCUCAGCAGCGUCUCCUCUGAACAGCACAGCUGUGUCCCUUCCCUCUGGUAGGCGCACAUGUGAGUGUCUACUGGAGUCUGGGGCUUGGCCUGGUCAAACACCUACCAUGCUCGCCUUGCAGCCCUGCAGUGCCUGGGGCGGUGUCAGGCCGCAGAAAGAGGCCUCUCUGUAUCAUGCCACUAAUGGCUGCCCGCAGGGCUGGGGAUCUGCCUGGCUGAGAAUCACUCACCUCGCAGCGAGCGUCAGCGGUUAUUACAGCUGACACUUGCGUGCAUCCCCCAGCCCCCCAGGCAUGGGAGCUGGGGCUGGGAUUGUGCCUCCCUGCCAACCCUCCUGCUCAUUACUGGAUGUGAAAAUAGCCCAGCAGCCCCACGCCCCUUAAAAUCGCUGCUAGAAAUAAAUCCAUUCAUGAGAGAGGGCUGUAAAACCACAGGGACGCAGCCUUUCGUGGGGUUGCCUGUGGCUGGGUGAGGCACGCCAGGGCCCAGCAAUCAGUGCGGCCCUCCUGCUGCGACUCUGGCCCCUCUAUUUGAGGGAAAGCUAUUUGUAACUUUCCUAGAAAAAAAGCUUCCCUUGUAAUUAGCAAUGCGCUGCCCGGGCUGUCAUUUACCACUGCCCGGUACAUAAUGCUGGGCAAAUGCAGCUUUCAACCCCACAAGUGCUCAUGCCCUGCUAGCUACUGCUCGGCCGGGAUCAAACCAUAAACAACGCCAGCAGCUGCAUCGUCUCUGCUCCUGGAGUCAUGUCUAUCGCACACACGGCCGCCGAGUACAUGCUCUCUGAUGCUUUGCUCCCGGACCCUAACGGCUCCCGAGCCAAAGGCCUUCGCCUGGAGUUACCGAGCGACCGCGUUGUGAAGUUCGUCACGGUGGGCCUGCCCCUGUUCCUGGUGUCCCUGGCGUUCGCACGGGAGUUUUCCAUGGGGACCCAGAUCAGCUGUUUCUCACCCGCCAACUUCACAGGGAAGCAGUCUGCAUACGUUGAUACGUCUUGCUGGGAUUCCUUGAUCCACUAUGAAUUUGAUGCUGCUGGAAACACGACAGCCAAAUCCCUCUGGACUCUCAAGGCCUUCCCCUACUCCCUGCUGCUCAUCGCGGUGGCCAUGUACCUGCCCUCCCUGCUGUGGAGAUACACAGCUGCGCCUGCGCUGAACAGCGACCUGCUCUUCAUCAUCGACGAGCUGGACAAGUCCUACAACCGCUCCAUCCGCUUGGUGCAGCACAUGGUGAAGGUCCGCCAGGCCAGCACAGAUGCCCGGCUCUUCUGGGAGGAGUUUGAGAAGGCUCGCAGGGAGCGGUACUUUGAGUUCCCUCUGCUGGAGCGGUACCUGGCCUGCAAGCAGCGCUCGCACUCCCUGGUGGGCGCCUACCUGCUGCGGAACCUGCUGCUGCUGCUCCUCAUCGCUGCUACCUGUCUCUACCUGGGAUUUCUCCACCUCCGCGUCUUUUUCCAAGAUGAAUUCAGCUGCUCCAUCAAGACAGGGCUCCUGCGGGAUGAGCCCCAAGUCCCGGACGUGAUUCCCUGCAAGCUGGUCUUCUUCUCCGUCUUCCAGCUGAUCAGCCUCUCCAACGGGGGGGUCUAUGUCCUCCUGGCACCUGUGGUCAUCUACAACAUGCUGCAGCUCCUCCAGUGGGACAAGCGCCUCCUGUCCAUCUAUGAGAUGCUGCCCGCCUUUGACCUCCUCAGCAGGAAGAUGCUGACCUGCCCCGUGAACGACCUGAACAUCAUCCUCCUGUUCCUGCAGGCCAAUAUCUCCGAGCUUAAGUCUUUCAGCAGGCUGAAUGCGGUGUGCGCCCUGAGGGAGGUCACCUCCAGCCCACAGAACAUCGACACCGUGGUGGAUUUCAUGACCCUCCUUGCCGGCCUGGAGACGUCCAAACCAAAACACCAGGCCUGCGCUGCAGGGGCCGAAGGAAACCCUCCUGCUUCGAGCAGCGAGAUCCUGGAAAUGAAACCCACAGGAGAAGCUAAAAGAAACACUGGUCCCAAGCCCGGCCUGCCUGGCUCUGCCUGAGUGAUGGACCCUGACGGAUUGCUGAGCCAGGACGGGAAGAUCACAGCUCCCCUGCCGAACGAUGACAAGAUGUUAGAGGACAACUAAGAAAUGUAACAUAACCAAAUCCAUGGGGUGAAUCCAGGCCACUGGCCUACGCCCAGCUACUGCUCUAGGAUUGGCUCUGCAUCCAUCCCACCCAUGUCGUCAUGGCUGAAACCGUUCAUGGUCCUAGUUAUAUGUCAGAUCCCUUCCUCAGCGCCCAUCAAACUUGUUUUUAUCUGGACCAGGGUAAUCAUCACCUGCCAUUCUCUUGGGUCCAGCUGCUCCAGUGCAGCUGUGGGGCCCGAUUCUGGUUUUAUAGCAAUUAUAUCCCCGUGUAUCGAUGGACACCGGCAGAGAUACUCCUAAUGUGCUCUAGCAAAACUGAUCUCAGUGGAGUUACUUGCCCCACAGGAAGUGAGAGUACCAGUGGGCCCAGGUGCCUGAGGAAGGCAUAUUCAAAAUUAAGCAGAGGAAAGGGAAAAGGGUUCAUAAUUAAAAAGUGAACGCUGUGUA